CUCUAAUAUAUUUUCCAACAAGGUUAUGUUUAUAAGAAUUUUUGUUUAUAUGUUAACGUAUUUUCAAGCACUUAAAUACGGAGCAAAAACCCAAAGAAAAUAAUGUCUAUAAUUGAAAAUUCAGUUUUUCCCUUUGCAGAUCAUAUCAAUAGUCACAAAUCACUGUCCACAUUUUUCAGUUGCACAAACAUUGUCGAAAAUUAUUUUUGUACGAAGUGUAAUUUCCAAACAAAUUUACUGAUAACCUUGAAAGAACACCGACAGGAAUACCAUGGUAUUAAAACAGAAAGCUGGACACAAUUACGCUUUAGAAAUUAUAUUUGUAAGAAGUGCAGCCUUGAAACACAUUCUUUAAUAAAGUGGCUUCAGCACACCAAAUCUUAUACCAUAGAUGAGGAAAAUGAAAGACAGCAUAUAUGUUCUUUUUGUGACUUUGAAACAAACUCCAGACGUACUUUGAGGCGGCACAUUAUCACGAAGCACUUGAAAGACGACGAAGUGCAGUGGCAUCGCUGUGAGCAUUGUCCGUAUAAAGCCAAAUUCAGAUCUUACUUACAGAGACAUGUCUACUGUCUGCAUACAAAUGAAACGAAUAUAACCUGGCAUUGUUGCCAGUAUUGUUCAUUUAAAACCAAAUCUCCCCAAAAUUUAAGAAAACACACCCACAGCCAACACCGAAACGAAAACGAAAUCGCCUGGCAUCACUGCGACAAGUGCUCCUAUAAAGGCAAGUUCAAGCACUCGUUGAGAAAACACAUAAAUACGGUCCACUUGGAUGACAAAAACGUUAGGUGGUACAACUGUGAGCAAUGCCCUUUUAGAACAAAGUACUCAAGCAAUUUGAAAAAUCACGUAAAUAAUAAACAUCUGGGCGAAAAUGAAGUUCGCUGGUUCCACUGCGACAAAUGUGUGUACAAAGCCAAAACAAAAAACACGUUGAGGUGGCACUGGAAGUUUGCCCACUGUAGUAAAAAUGUUGACUUAUACAAAUGUGAACAGUGCUCUUUUGAAACCAAAUUACCUCAAAAUUUAAGAAAACAUGUGAUUAAUAGGCAUAAAAAUGAAGACGAAGUUACGUGGUUUCAGUGUGAAAGGUGUCCCUACAGAAGUAAGAUUAAAGCGUCGUUAAAAGAGCACGUAAAUGCUUUUCAUUUAGAUGGGAAGGAUGUUAAGUGGUACAAGUGUGAGUUGUGUUCCUUUAAAACAAAACAUCCGCGAAGUGUGAAGAAACAUGUAAUGCACAGGCAUGCAAAAUUAUUAGUCUGAAUUUGUUGUAUAUUGUAAAUAUAUUUUAUUAUUAAAUGUUA
Messenger RNA from Zophobas morio, 1307 nucleotides. Its product is annotated as zinc finger Y-chromosomal protein 1-like. Gene Ontology annotation, biological process: positive regulation of transcription by RNA polymerase II. Bases 103 to 1266 code for a protein of 387 amino acids. The record is from RefSeq and is a predicted model, not a curated record. Gene Ontology annotation, cellular component: nucleus. The transcript is spliced from 2 exons. NCBI's taxonomy places the organism in Eukaryota, Metazoa, Arthropoda, Insecta, Coleoptera, Tenebrionidae.